AAAGUAGUAGUAGUAGGUAAAAUAAAAUAAAGGGCGAGAGAGAGGUGAGCACAUAUUGCCUGUAAAUACAAUAGAAUUUAGAAACGAGAAAAUGAAAUGAGAUGAAUUAAGUAAGUAUAACCCGAAGAAAGAGGGGGUCUCGCUAAUCGCUAAAGCCUUUUAGGUUUCAGUCUCUGUUUUGUUUUGCAGUUCAUCUUCUUCUUCGUCUUCGUCGUCGUCUUCGUCUUCAUCUGAUUGCCCACAUGACAUCACAGCCAAAGAAGGAAGAAUACUAAAUAAAUAAAUACCUUCAUUUUUUGUCUGAUGCUUCCGGUUACUAGGAUCUGCUCAAUUCAGCUCUCUCUCUCUGUGACUGUCUGUCUGUCUCUCAUUUAAAAAAGCUACAAGCAUAAGAGAGAAUUAGGUAGAUAUAGAGAUAGAUAUGCAGAAGAGUGGGAGCCUUCCCAGAAAUACUAGUACUAGUAAUAGUAUUAAUACCACUUCACCUUUGAGAGUGAUCACGCCCCAGCGCCGCUUGGGUUUGUGUUCACAAAUUGCCACAGGGGGCCAGCACUCCUCCCCUAUUGUUUUCCCUGAGAAACGUAGACAAUCACGCCGCACCACCACCACCGCCGCCGCCACCAUCACCAACAACCUCUCUGGUGUCCCCACCCCUGCUGAUGACCCUGUCAAACCCAAGACCUUCGAGCACAGGAUUGACAUUGGACUAGGGGGGGCGGCAGCUGCAGCUGCAGCUGCAGGAGGAGAUGAAAAGUCUGAUUUGUUGGGAUAUGUGGUCUUCUCCGGAAAGCUGGUUUGGGAUAAGAGAAAGACCUCCAAUAACAAUGCUACUGAUGUGCAGCAAACCUCUAAUACUGAUGUUACCGGCCAAGUAGCCGUUGAUGCUAAACUUACCAGCAGGGCUUUAGUUUGGGGUUCUCACCUGCUGGCUCUUGAUGAUGUCAUCUCUGUUUCCUAUAAUAAUGGUCUCAGACAUUUUACAGUACAUUCUUAUCCAUUAAAAAAGAGUUCAUGUGGUCUCUCUUGUUUUAUCAAACCUCGAAGAAGUCGCAAGGAUUUUCGUUUCUUGGCUUCUACCAUAGAAGAAGCUGUUCAAUGGGUUGGUGGGUUUGCGGAUCAGCAGUGUUUUGUUAAUUGUUUGCCUCACCCUUUGGUUUCUUCAAAGAAGCAGGCUUCUUCAGAAUUACUUCCAACUGAUACUCCUCCCGAAUUACUGUUCAAAUGUAAGAAUCCCCCGAAAAUGCUUGUUAUAUUAAACCCACGGUCAGGACGUGGUCGUUCAAGUAAAGUUUUCCAUGGCAUUGUGGAGCCAAUAUUUAAGCUUGCAGGCUUUAAAUUGGAGGUCGUAAACACAACAUCUGCUGGUCAUGCUAGAAAACUUGCAUCCAGUGUUGACAUCAGCACUUGUCCUGAUGGAAUCAUAUGUGUUGGAGGUGAUGGAAUUAUUAAUGAGGUUCUAAAUGGUCUACUUACUCGGGACAACCAGAAAGAGGGAAUUUCUAUACCAAUUGGAAUUAUACCUGCUGGUUCCGAUAAUUCAUUAGUUUGGACUGUUCUUGGAGUCAGAGAUCCUGUUUCUGCUGCAAUGGCUAUAGUGAAGGGAGGCCUUACUGCUACAGACGUUUUUGCGGUUGAGUGGAUUCAGACUGGUGUUAUUCACUUUGGGAUGACAGUCUCAUAUUUUGGUUUUGUUAGUGAUGUGUUGGAACUUUCUGAGAAAUAUCAGAAGCGCUUUGGUCCUCUGCGUUAUCUUGUUGCUGGAUUUCUCAAGUUCUUAUGCUUGCCAAAGUACAACUAUGAAGUGGAAUAUCUUCCAGCAUCAAAAGAGGAUCAAGAGGGAAAGUUUGCAGCUGAUCGGGGGGUAGUUGACAUGUCAGAACUUUACACAGACAUUAUGAGGAGAUCAAGCAAAGACAGCAUUCCUAGAGCCUCUAGUCUAUCUAGUAUUGACUCAAUAAUGACCCCUAGUCGAAUGUCUGGAGGAGAUUUGGAUACAACCUGUAGUAGUACCCAUGCUAGCACUGAACCAUCUGACUAUGUGCGUGGCCUAGAUCCAAAAGCGAAACGCCUAUCAUCUGGAAGGGGCAAUGUAACAGCAGAGCCAGAGGUUAUUCAUCCUCAGCCACCUCUGUCAACAACUCCAAACUGGCCAAGGACCAGGUCAAAGUCAAGGACUGAUAAAGGAUGGACCGGCACAAAUGAUGCCUCUAGAUGCUCUUGGGCUAAUGCCACAACAAAUGAUAAGGAGGAUAUUUCAUCAACGCUGUCUGAUCCAGGUCCAAUAUGGGACACUGAACCAAAGUGGGAUAGUGAACCUAAUUGGGAUGUAGAGAAUCCAAUUCAAUUGCCUGGGCCAUCGGAUGAUGUGGAAACAGGAAUGAAAAGGGAAGUCACCCCUCAUUUUGAAGAGAAUUGGGUUGUUAUGAAAGGACAAUUUCUUGGCAUUCUGGUUUGCAACCAUGCUUGCAGAACUGUUCAGAAUUCUCAGGUGGUGGCACCAAAAUCUGAGCAUGAUGACAACACCAUGGAUAUGCUCUUGGUUCAUGGAAGUGGCCGGCUGAGGCUGUUGAGAUUUUUCGUACUGUUGCAGAUGGGUCGACACCUUUCACUGCCGUAUGUUGAAUAUGUAAAGGUAAAGUCAGUGAAGAUUAAGCCUGGAAAGCACACACACAAUGGGUGUGGCAUUGAUGGUGAGCUCUUUCGACGCAAUGGGCAAGUAAUUUCUUCUUUGCUUCCAGAACAGUGCAGACUUAUUGGUCGCUCUGCUAGUCAUGUAUAAUAAUCUUGUUUCCUUUUUUGUAUUCUUUGAUGGCUCUAGGGACAUUAUUGCUUUGUUAAUUGUGGUUGUGGAGUAUAGAGAACACCCUUAUAGCAAAACUAGAAUACCUUGUGCUGUAAUUUCUUUUUCAGCCCUCACCAUUGCACCAUUGAACAGCUGAGGUCCAUGUAAAUUUUUUCGCCCAUUUGUUUCUUUCCUUCUUUCUCCUAUAAUGUAUCUUUGCUCUGCUGCCAUGUGGGAGUAGCUCAACGUGUUGCCAAUUCUUGUAAUUCUUCCCCUGCCCCCUCCCUUGUGAUCGUCUUGAGAUUGCUCCAGAGAUACUUGUUUUGUAAAGCAUUUGGUUAUUGAUUAGCCAUUUCUUUAAAUCUUUCUCCUUUUGAUGUCUU
Quercus lobata is the source of this 3165-nucleotide messenger RNA. RefSeq names its product long-chain base (LCB) kinase 1 (gene LCBK1). Gene Ontology annotation, biological process: phosphorylation; ceramide metabolic process. Gene Ontology annotation, molecular function: ceramide kinase activity. Lineage: Eukaryota; Viridiplantae; Streptophyta; Magnoliopsida; Fagales; Fagaceae. The transcript is spliced from 10 exons. Bases 422 to 2779 code for a protein of 785 amino acids. The record is from RefSeq and is a predicted model, not a curated record.